This is a messenger RNA of Lactuca sativa (garden lettuce), 575 nucleotides long. RefSeq lists its product as uncharacterized. Lineage: Eukaryota; Viridiplantae; Streptophyta; Magnoliopsida; Asterales; Asteraceae. Gene Ontology annotation, molecular function: protein binding. The record is from RefSeq and is a predicted model, not a curated record.
UUUGUAUGUUUCAGUGGUCUCCUGACAAAUCAUCCAUCUUUGGAAGCUCAGCAGAAGAUGGUGUCUUGAACAUCUGGGAUCACAAUAAGGUUGGUGAACGUUCUGGUCCAGCCUCAAAGUUUGCACCUGGCUUAUUGUUCAGACACUCUGGACAUAGGGAUAAGGUGGUUGAUUUCUACUGGAACUCGCAUGAUCCAUGGACAAUUGUCAGUGUGUCGGAUGAUGGUGAAAGCACAGGUGGCGGUGGAACUCUACAGAUAUGGAGGAUGAUUGAUUUGAUUCAUAGACCACAGGAAGAGGUGAUUAACGAGUUGGAGCAAUUAAUCACCUCAUCCUUGUUUUUGAUGUUGAAGUUAUUUCCGAAUUUGGGAUUUGGAAAUUUGAUUCGAUUGCAAUGGAGUUUAGAUUUCGAAUCAAUGUUUCAUCUGUUUGAUAAAAAAAUUCAUGUUCUUUUAUCUUUUAUCCCCCGCUUUAGUAGCCAUCUUUGGAAAGCCCUUGAUAUGGACAUCCAAGAUAGAGAACUAGUAAAUGACUGGCUCAUGAUCAUAGUUUACAAAGAACGUGGUUUUGGCUGA